Molecule: messenger RNA, 2534 nt
Organism: Coturnix japonica (Japanese quail)
Lineage: Eukaryota; Metazoa; Chordata; Aves; Galliformes; Phasianidae
Source: RefSeq, a predicted model, not a curated record
UGCUAAUUCCUUCCUCAAGCAGAGCUUGGCAAAUUUAUUGCAGAUGAGAUGCGGACAAGCAGUGACUUGAAACAUGACUGAGACAACCGGCCUCACUGUAGUCACUUCCCUGGUCUUAGAGUUGUGCCAGACAGGCCAAGAGACAUGGACAUAUAAUAAAAGUUCAGUAGAAUUAAUUUUAACUUAGAUAACCUGCUCUAGGUUUGGAACUGGGAUUCUAGUUGUGAAACUUUAUCUAUUACAACUUAAACCCUAAAGAGAUUUAGUCAUCUGCACUUAAUUUACUACGUGAACUUUGACUUCCAUACUAAAUAAAUAGAUUGUGCUUCAAGAUUGUUUUCUUGGCUCGUACAUGAGAAGUUGUGUAUUAAUAGUGGAGUGCUUGUGAUUUCAUCUGCUCUUUGUGUUUUGCUGUCCACUAAAUGUACUAUGGUGACAGCUGCUGUCACUAAAAGCACCUAACCUAUUGCACUCAAAGUAUAUAAUGCUUUUUGAGGUUGCUGCUCCCAUCAGUCUGCUCAGUAAAAAUAGCUCAUCUUGUAAUGGAGGGGAAAGUUCGAGUCGCAGCGCAGAGAAACGGGCGGCUAAUGAAGAAGCUGAAGACUUCACCACAAAGCCUGCUCCUGCCAAAAUGUCCAAGUUUGGAUUUUCCAUAGGCAGUCAGACAUCAAAGAAGGCAUCUGCAAUAUCCAUCAAACUAGCAGCAAAUAAGCCUAAAGAGCCCGUUCCAACCCUUGCUCCAAAAACCCUUUCUGUAGCAGCGGCUUUCAAUGAAGAUGAAGAUAGUGAACCAGAAGAAAUGCCUCCAGAAGCUAAGAUGCGUAUGAAGAACAUUGGAAGGGAUACACCAACCUCAGCCGGACCAAAUUCCUUCAAUAAAGGAAAGCAUGGGUUUUCUGACAACCAGAAGCUAUGGGAGCGAAAUAUAAAAUCUCAUCUUGGAAAUAUCCAUGACCAAGAGAAUAACUAAACAACGUGGAUUGAGAUUUGGGUGUCUGGGGGGAGGGGAGGGUGUAACAUUAAAGGAACAGUCUCCUUUUUUAAGAAUGGUGUAAGACUAUCUUUGGAGCCACUUUUUUAAGAUUUUGAGUGGUACACUAAUAACUGAGUUUGAAAUUAGAGGUAAUUUAUGUUUUGUAUACAGAUCUCAAGGCAUUUGCUAAUUUUGUAGUUCCAUGUGAUUAGUUUCAAAAGGUUACAGAUAAUAAAGAAAUUGGAGUGGUACCUUUUUUAGAUUUUUUUUUUUUAAUUUUUAUUUUUUGUCAGUGAUUAAGAUGGAGGAAAAAGGUUACUGUCUCUUUAAUCAGGUUAACAUAGAGUGCUCUUGCAUUCUUAUUUCUGGCUCCCUCUUCCUAACAGGAGAAACAGUUGGUUCCUGGGAAUACUGCUAAAGAGUGAGCAUUGUCUUGUGCUAGAAGUGUUACUGGACUAUUAAUUUGAAUAAGAACUUAAACAGGAAACAUUAAGAACCUGGAUUUCUUUUCCCCCUCCCUCCCCCCUUGCAGUUAACUUUUUGUUAAGUCUUUGCAAACUAGGAAUUAUGUUGCUCUGAGUGGCUCUGGUAACUUAGCUCUAAUUUUGUUUAAAACUUCAUGUAGGAUGUGUAACAUUCUGUGGCCUGUUUUCAUCCUGAGGAAAUGGGCCUUGUCUGUAUAUUAGAUACAGUCUGUAAAGAAUAUUCACUACAAGGUUAAAUCAGUAUUUUCAAUGUGCUCCUCUUUAAGUCAUUAGCCUUGAGUAGUGCUUGUUAGCAUUUCCUUGUGAAUUAAAUAGAGACUAAUAUUAAAUGCAGUAAUGAGUGGUACACAAAGGCCACCACCAAAAGGACAAGAUAAUGUACGUUAAGCUUCCCGUUUGGUUGAAAUCUUUUUCUUUACUAUGCCUAGAAGGAAUAAAAGCCACACCAAAAAAUCAAUAACUCACUGCUUAAGUAUGAAAAACCUUAAGAUGCACUUUCCCUGUCUUGCCCUGUAAAACAAAAUGCCUUGAUGCCCGUGACUUGCAUGGGUUUCAAACCCAUGGUUCUGCAGUGCUAAUACGUGUGGUAUCAACUAGAAAUAAAAGGCAUCCUCUUCCUGUCUGUCUGCCUUUUGCAGUAAUUAGGAAAAACGAUGAAGUAACAGCUACAACAACAACAAAAGAGCUUGAAAAAAACCUAAGGUUCUUUCUGGACUCCAAUACCUGAUAGCAUCAACAGCUACUUUCAUUCUAACCUGGAACUGACUGUAGAACUCGAUAUAUUAAUUGCUUUCAUCCCUUCUCUAAAGCUUUUCUUCACGCUCAAUUUCAACCUGCAAGCGCAGAAAGGAAAGUGCAUCUAAAGUGGUAUUUCUUUUUUUUAUUUGAAUUUUAGGAAAGCUCUGACCACGUAGACCUUUGAGUUUGUAUGUUCUAAAAAAAUAUUUUUUGUAUUUUUGUAUUGUACGUGUAAUCUUUUUUUCUUUUGAAGUCUGAUGCAGUCGAAUACCUGUAACUAUUUUCUUUAAAAGCCUUGUUAUAAACGUAACAUAAAAACAUAUACAUUAUUAUUAUUA